This is a messenger RNA of Ambispora gerdemannii, 1173 nucleotides long. The record is from the annotation of a GenBank genome assembly. Lineage: Eukaryota; Fungi; Glomeromycota; Glomeromycetes; Archaeosporales; Ambisporaceae.
AUGGCUUAUAAUAGUGUGGAAAACCUCAAAGGGGGCAAACAGGCUGCGGAAAAGGUUUAUCAGCAGCAAAUCGAGCAAUUACGCCAAGAAUUUCAGGUCAAUCAGGAAGAAUGGCAGCAAGUGCAGCAAAGUGAUUACAAUCUUUACUCUGACCAAUCAGCCCAAAUUAAAGCCCAAGAGUUAGCCAACUUAAAGACCGUUAUUUUGGCCAAGGAAGAAGCCGCUAAGGAAGCAGUUAAAAAAGAGGAAGAGAUGAAAAAGCAAGCGGAAACUCUGGCUCAGGCAGCCGAAAUAGAAAAAAUUUUAAAAGAGAAUUUGAGCCAAGUUCAGGAAUUAGCCAAAGCUGAGAAAAUACUCCAAGGAGAAAGCAAAGCCCAAACUACCAAAACUUUAUUAGCCAAAUUAGAGAAAUUACCGGCUCUGACUAGUGAAGAACAAAACUUUUUAAGCCAAUUAUACCUCACGGUCGAACAAUUUGCCGCACUGGCUAGUCAAGCCCAAUAUCUCACUCAGGAAGAGCAAAAAGAAAUCCGCGAGAACUUUCCGGAAUUCAGUCAACCCCUAAAAUUAGGCUUAAUUAAUUCGGGACUAAAUAACUUAGGUCUGAACACGGCUGAAAAGAAACAAAACUUUGUCGAAUUAAAUCAUACUCUCUACCAAGAAAAAGCCCAGUUUGGUUUAACCAUUAAAGAAAAAGAAAAUAUUCUCCGUCUACUAAUUACUAUAACAGCCGAACAGAAAAAUGAUUUACUAAAAUUUGCCGUGGAGAAAGUUAAUUUAACCGAGGAACAGAAACAAGAAUUAGCUGUAAUUCACUCCGAUGGUUUAAAAACUUUUUCCUUAAACGAAAAACAAGAGAACUUAAUGAAAACCUUAGCCCCGUUAAUCAAAGAAGAUAAAUACUCAGAAGAAAGUUUAAAGUUGCUGAAAACUCUGAGCUUAAAGUCUUCGGCUCUGACUUUCUUUAUCAAUGAAAAAAUACUACCCAAUCCUAAUUUAGACUUUGGGGAAGUUAAGGAUACUUAUUUACCAUUAAAAACUAAAUUUCUCAGUGGAGAACAGAAAGUUUUAAUAAAACAAAAGGAACAAACCGCCAAGCAAGCCAACCGCGAAGAAUUAAUCGCUAAUAAGCAAUCUAUUCUUAAUUCUUUAUUAGACUUUGCCGAAACCUGA